AUGGAAUUAUAUGAGUAUACUUCAUACAAUGUUUUGUUGAAAAUUCAACAAGGCUAUUUGUACAAGGGUAAUACAAAGUUGAAAAUUGCUAGUGGAUCUUUAAUUUCUUCAAGAGCAGCUUUUUCACUUUAUUUUAAAGUGAGUCCCAUGGUUAAAUUGAAUGUGAGUAGGGCACCCAUAUCUACAAAUUAUGUUAUUAUAGAAGAACUCAGCAAUG
Messenger RNA from Dentiscutata erythropus, 217 nucleotides. Lineage: Eukaryota; Fungi; Glomeromycota; Glomeromycetes; Diversisporales; Gigasporaceae. The record is from the annotation of a GenBank genome assembly.